Messenger RNA from Mugil cephalus (flathead mullet), 5663 nucleotides. Its product is annotated as zinc finger CCCH domain-containing protein 6. The transcript is spliced from 12 exons. Gene Ontology annotation, cellular component: nucleus. Gene Ontology annotation, molecular function: RNA binding; metal ion binding. Lineage: Eukaryota; Metazoa; Chordata; Actinopteri; Mugiliformes; Mugilidae. Gene Ontology annotation, biological process: negative regulation of DNA-templated transcription. The record is from RefSeq and is a predicted model, not a curated record. Bases 356 to 3877 code for a protein of 1173 amino acids.
AACUCAGAAGCCAUUUUGAGAUGAUGUCCCUGUUGAGAAAGCCUAUGAAGAUGCUGAAAUCAACGAACAUGGUUACAUUUCUGUCUGUUUCUCCCUCCGUCUCCUCUAUCUCACCAUGGCAGCUGUCAACCGACGGGACAUUAGCAAAGCGGGGUAUCAAGCUGCGCUCACAGAGUUAAAACGUCAUUGAUAUGAAAGAGGAGAGUGUCUGUUUACUGUCUCUGUCGAGACAUGUAACACCGUGAGUUUUUUCCAGUCUGAAAUCUUCCAGCAUCUCUCACAAAGCAGCGUCUCCUUGAGUGACUGAGUUAACUCACUCUUGUGCCGGAGAGAAGGGAGGCAGAUCCGUUCUCCAAUGGCUUCUGUGAGCCUUGUUUCCAGUCCCCCAGCCCCUGUUCUUGACAAAAACAUGACAGACUCUGAGCUUGCAGGGGAUGAAAGAGAGGAUGGCGAACUGGAAGAUGGAGAAAUCGAUGACGAAGGCAUCGGGAUCGAAGAGGAGAACAAAGAGGCCACAGAGGUGAACGAGGACAAAGAGAGGGAGAAGGAAAGGGAGAAAGAAAAAGAGAAAGGCAAAGAGAAGGAAGAAAAGGCCCACAGACACUCGAGGAAAAGAUACAAAAAAAACAGAGAGAAGAGGAGGUCCAAGAGAAGGAGGCGUGACAGACAGAAACACCACUCCCCCUCGAGCAGCUCCAGUUCAGACAGUUAUGACUCUGACUACGACCGACAAGAAAGGCCCAAAAACAGGAAGGGUCAGGGCUCUAGUCGCGAGGCUGACGGCCAGUCCUCUCUACACCCAAAAGGAGGCCACGGCAACUCACAGAAGUCCCCGCCACACAAGAGCGGCGACUUCGACAAGUACAGCGACUACAGCGACGACAAGUACGACUACGACGAAGAGGAGGACGACUACGAGGAUGACAUGUCCGAGUAUCAGCAGUCCAAAGAUUCAGCAAGUCAGGGGAAGGGGCGCCACCCCAAAGACCAGAUGCACAGGGGGAGCAUGAGGGGGAUGAAGCAACAACAAUUCGGGCAGAGGGGAAGAGGCCGAGGGAGUGGACCAGGAAGAGGACGUGGGAUGCUCAACAAGAAUAAGAAGCUGAAGGGGAAGCCCUGGGGAGGACGCGGCCGAGGUCGAGGAGGAGACCAGUGCAUGGAAGACAUGGCACUCGAAGGAAAACAUUCUUCUGGCUUUCAGAAGAAACGGCCAAUAAUGAGCAAGGAGUUCAUCAAUCAGCAUACAGUCGAACACAACGGUAGAUACAUCUGCAAGUAUUUCCUGGAGGGUAGAUGCAUCAAGGGGGAACAGUGCAAGUUUGAACAUGAGCUCGUUGUGCCAGAUAAGAAAAAAGAACUCUGUAAAUUCUACCUCCAAGGAUACUGCAGUAAAGGAGAUAAUUGCAUUUACAUGCACAAUGAAUACCCAUGCAAGUUCUUUCAUACUGGAGCCAAAUGUUACCAAGGGGACAAUUGCAAAUUCUCCCACGAGGCUUUGACUGAUGUGACCAAAGAGUUGCUCGAUAAGAUUAUCAACACUGAAGAGGAGAAUGCCCGAGAGGAUGAGUUGGAGCUGGAGGAUCUGAGGAAGCAGGGUAUUGCCCCACUUCCAAAGCCUCCCCCUGGGGUGGGGUUGCUGCCCACUCCUGGUCAGAGCAGUCCUACAGAUGGAGCCUCUGGUCAAGCAGGGAAGAAGAUCCCCUCCCUGUUUGAAAUCAAGGUUCAACCGACUGUAGACUUGGCACAAAAAAUUGCUCUGAGUGGAUCCAACUUUACUCAGAAUCAAGGUGACGGCACGGGGCAGUUUAGCGGCGGCUCAGAGGACGCGCAGAGUGGAGGAAUUGCGCCUUCAGGCCCAUCUGCUCCUCCUAUUCCUCCCCCUGGAUCACCGUCUCCCAUGGGUCACCCAACGGGUCCGCCUAUGCCGCAGAGCCCCCCAGGACACCCACCACCCCUGGGGUUUCCGAUGCCACCGUUCCCUCCGGGUCAACCUCCGCCCUUCCACGGAAACCGACCUAAUUUCAACCCCCAGAUGAACAUGCAGAGGCCUCCAUUUCCUCCGAUACCGGAUGUGCAGAUGCUGCAAAAUCUAUUCCCUCUUCCACCGUUGGGGCAGAAUCCAGUAGAGGUCUUAACCAACUUCCUCCAAAACCAGAGUAUUGGACAACAAGGAGUAGACCCCAGUCUGGCCCUGCUACAGAACCUCCAGCAGCAAAUAGGUGCAGACUCUCAGAUCCAGUCUUUACCACCAGCAAUACAGAAAGCCAUCCUUUUACACCUAACACAGCAACAACAACAACCACAAGGGAGUGAGCCACAGACUACAGAUAUCCAGGAUGAUAAUGCAAGCAGAGAUGAAACAACAAAUUGGUACUCAAGCGACGAGGAGGAUGGGAGUUGCGUUUCGUCCAUCCUUAAAACUCUAAAGAAGCAGAAUGAGAUGCAGCAGACUCAGUCCAAAACCCUCCAGGCUGCCACGGCGGCUCCACCUCUGGGUGACCCCCGGCUGGUGAAGGAACGGGCCCAACCCAGCGACCCACGCGUGAAGAUGGACCCCAGACAGCGACCCCCAGAUGUUAAAAAGGAGUCCGAUGGAGGUGCGGAUCCACGGUUCUCAAGGGACCCCAGGAAGAUCAGACCGAUGGAGCCAAGUUCUUAUCGCCAGCAGAGCCACCCGGUUCCUCAGAAGAAUCCUACGGGAGAGGAGGACGAAGAAGGCGAGAGGGAACUCAGAGACAGAGCUGUUCUCAUCCCUCUAGACCCCAGCCCUGGGGUGGUGCUGAGGGACCCUCGUUGCCAGCUGAAGCAGUUUAGUCACAUCCGUGUGGAUAUUCUGCUCCAGCGACCCGCCUUCGCUCAGACAGUGGUGUGGGCCCCUGAGGACCUCAUCCCUUCCCUAGUGCCCAAACAGGAGCACUCCAUCAAUCUCCCCCUUCCACCCUUAAUUGCUGACGCUCAGAUGAAUCGAACAAGUCUGCCCGACCAUCCUCCAGUAUCCAGCCCGCCACCAUCCGACCCCAGACUGGCAGCUGCCCGUUUGAAGGAGCGUCUGAGUCGACAGCCCACUGGAUCUUUGGAAUCUCGAUCCUCCACAGAGAGACCUGUAGAUCCACGCCAGCAAAAGUCUCUGGACCCCAGACUGAAGCGAACGGGAAGUCUGGACUCCAAGCCGCUGGGACCGAAAGAGCCGUCUUCUGGGGGAGGGCUCGUGGACCCCAGGUUACAGAAGGCCAGCGCCAGCUCCUCUCCUCACACUGCCCGAGCCAAACCGGAGCCGGAGAGGCUGCCGCCGUACGCCCCUCGACUGGCGUCAUCUGGCGGAGGGCUGGAGAGUCCCACUACAAUCCUCGGGGGCAUCAGCCUUUACGAUCCCCGCACUCAAACCGAGCAGGCCCAGAAGGAGCCGGCGGAGCCCCCUAAAAAGGCUGGGAUUCUGAAACAGCCUGCUAAGAAAGACAACACGCCGGCACAAUCACUCUCCCCAACCCAGCGAAGCGGCUCUUUCGAGGAUGUUAAAAGCGCCGACGCCGACUCGGAUGAGACUCCACUUCCCUCUUCUCCCACAAAGCCUCCAGCCUCACCUGUCAAACCUCCUGCAGUUCAUAAUCUCCCCAUCCAGGCCCUGGCCGGGCUCAUCCGACCCCAGUACACUGACCCCAGGCAGGCUAAAGUAGGAGCACAGGGCACUACAGGAGUGCAGGAAGAGGCAGAGGAAAAGAAGGAGCCUUUGGAGGAGAAGAAGAAGAAGGAGGAGGAGGGAGAGGAGGCUGUGGAGGAAGAACCAAAACAGGAUGAUCCAGAGGAGGAUGCAGACGAUAGGACACUCAAAGAUGUGUUCAAGACUUUUGAUCCCACUGCUUCCCCUUUCUGUCAGUAAUCACUUCUCUGUUGAGACAUAGAAACGUUGCAUAAGAUUUGUAUAUUGACGAGACCGGUCUAUUAAUCUUUAUAGAGCUAUACAUGAAUCUAUUUAUUUCUGUACAUAGUCUUGUAUAGAGUCAAAUACUACGCCGAGCAUUUGUCAGCGCGGAGACGAUGCUGGAUUUACAGUUCCUUUUAACAUGAUCGUAUUAGUGCAGUGUGGUUGGAGCGUGUGUUUGUUCCGAUCUUUUAUUAUUGUGUUAUUUUCACAGAUGUGGUUUAAACAAUCAGAAAAAGGGGAAUUAUGUUACCCCGUUAAGGUUUCACUAAGGAUUGACGCGUUGUUUACUAAACUGCAGGAAAGAUAAUUCAUUCACAAAAAUGGGGGAAAAAAACAACAAAUGUUUGUUUUUAGAAAUUUUGUAUUCACAUAUUAAUUCUAUAACAUUUUAUAUCAUGAGAUCUCUUUGUGUUUAUGCUUUGUUUUCUUUCUGAUAAGGGAUUUAAUUUUUUCAACGAACCCUGCUGUGACUUUGUGAUUUGUCAGAUCAUCUAAACAGAAUAUUUGUUUUUACUGUAAUGCAUACAUAUGCUGAUAUUGAUAUCUAAAGGUUUGCUUAUGAGCUCAUUGCCUUCCCCAUGUCCUUUGUGCCGUUUUUAUAUCCGUAAAUUGAAGCUAGCUUGCUAAAGUCUUUGCACCAUUUGAGAAUUUUUUGUUGACUACAGUGUGUUUUCUUUUUUUUUAAGAUGUUCUAACUAAAAGGUCAAAUUCAUGUGGAUUACUUAAUUUGAUUCAUCAUUGGCACUCCUCAAAACGCUGAGAAAUUUCUAAGUAGUAGUAGUAGUAGUAAUAGUAGUGUGUACCUCCUUUAAUCUGUUUUAACCACAUAGUCGUUCCUAAUGGAAGAUCAGUGCAGCUGUAAGAAAAAAAGAAAAGAAAUUCAAGAAGUCUGACUUUUUCUCAGAAUUCUUACAUGUGUAUUAUACAUUUGACAUUAACAUUACAAUUUACAUUUGUUCUCAGAAAUCUGAAAUAAUGGGGGAAAAAAAUCUGAAUUCUAAAAAUAAAGAAUUGCAUUGAUUGAGUACCAAGAAAUAUCUGAACCAGGAUUCUGAAAAUAAAGUGGGAGGGGAAAAAAGGAUUCUGAAAACAAAUAAUAAUAAAAAAUAAAUAAAAAUAAAAAAAUUCGGAGAGAAAUGUCCAUAUCAGAAUUCUAACAUUACUGGAAAAAAAGCAGAAUUAUGAGAUAAAAUCCAUAUUCUGAAGUAAAUAAAGCUUUUUUCUUUACUUACAGUGUCCCUGUUCCUCCUCCAUAUAAACAGUAUAAGGAAUCAAUGAAGAACAUAAUCAGCCGUAUUAAUACAGAGAAAUACUAUUUUGUUGUAAAUAUGUUACAAGUGUGACCUUCAUGAUAUAUUUUUUUUUUUUACUGUAGAGUUGUGUUGCAGUUGACUGUAGAUUAACUUAUAUGAGGUUUCGUGUGCUACAGUGUGUGAAUGUUGUAGACCUAAGGUGGCAUAUUGCUUUGUUUUAAAAACACUUGUGUCUGUGAGCUGCUCCUGUUUGACUGAAACCAAGCUAUUUACUUUUUUAUUCUUUUCAUAACUCACAUUGUAAAUGCCUAUUUUCUAUCACGUGUACAGUGUGUUUCUGCGUGUUUUAAAGUAUAAUGCUUUUUUUUCUGUAUGGGUCAGUACGGUGGUUAUGGUUAUAAUAAUACUGUAUGACAUUUUAACAACACAUAUGUCCAUCAUUUCAAUGAUUUUAUUAUGAGUAUCUGAAAUAAAGAAAUUAAACUACA